AGCAGUUAUUCCGCAUACGACAGAGAGCAGACAGACAGAGCGGCUAGCUAUGCGACAGCAGCAACGACAGACUACCGACAAGAUGUUGAGUUUGGCUAUGCUGUGUGUGUGUGCCAUCGCCGGUGAAGUGUCCGCUCGCUCUACCAGCUGGAAUUUCCUGGAUGACAAGUCGUUAACAGCACGAUGGGACAAAUUCCGGGAUGAGCCAGGAACAUGGAAUCCUGGGAAACCGUUUGAUCAAGGUCUGAACCCAGAUAAAGACCCCUGUCUGAAGAUCAAGUGUAGCCGGCACAAAGUGUGUGUUAAAGACCCCUACCAGACUGCUGCUUGUGUUAGCCAGAGGAGAGUCAGUGUGAAGGAACCGGGCCUGUCUCUGAGUCCAGGGUCCAAAUGCAGGCGCUGUCCAGUGGUCCAUCCCUCUCCUGUGUGUGGUACUGACGGACACAGCUACUCAACCAAGUGUAAGUUGGAGUAUCAGGCAUGUAUCUCAGGGAAGCAGAUAUCAGUCAAGUGUUCUGGCCAGUGUCCCUGUCCUGCUGUCCUUCCUGAAUACAGCACAGCAGAAAAGACAGAGUGCAGUGAGUCAGACAUAAAGGAGGUGGUGGGUCGGUUAAGAGACUGGUUCAGAGUUCUACUGGAGAACGGAAACAACAAGAAACUCAAGACACACAUACCUCAGAAAAACAAGAUCAGGUCAGGGGCGGGGCCUAUCUGUAAGGAUCCUCUUGGUUGGAUGUUCUCCCGCCUCGACACAAACUUUGACCUCCAGCUGGACCAAUCAGAAAUCAGCACGCUGGGGCUGGACAGGAAGGAAGGCUGCUCCGACGCGCUCUUCACUUCCUGUGACACACCCACCGACACACUCCCCGACACACUCCUCCUCUCCAGCGCAGAGUGGUGCACCUGCUUCCAGAGAUACACAGACUCCCCCUGUUGGUCUGAACUGACCGGUAUUAACAAGAAACAGGCUGCGGAGAAGCUACUGGGUCAGUACCUGCCAGUGUGUGACUCAGCGGGCUACUACCGGUCCCACCAGUGCCACGGCAGCAGCGGACAGUGUUGGUGUGUCGAUCGCUAUGGCAACGAGGUCGCAGGGUCACGGACCCACGGAGCAGCAGACUGUGGGGCGGUGUUGGAAUCAUCCGGAGACCAGGGCAGCGGAGACUCUCUCUUCUCCGACGACGACGAUGACGAUGCCUUCGUCCUGAGCGACCAGUCUCAGAUAGAUGACGAAGAUGACGAAGACCAGGAUGACGAAGACGGAGAGGAAAGAUAUCUGUCAUAACUCCGUCACUCUGCACGUCGCUAGGGGACGACAGCAGCAAUAAUAGUUGCUAGGCGACCUCUUCACCGCUAACAGACUAAAGACAUUUCUCUCUCUCUCUCUCUGUGUGCGUCUCUGAUUGGCACCCUAUACCCUAUUUAGUGCACCAGGGCCCAUGGGGU
Molecule: messenger RNA, 1446 nt
Organism: Salvelinus fontinalis (brook trout)
Lineage: Eukaryota; Metazoa; Chordata; Actinopteri; Salmoniformes; Salmonidae
Gene: spock3
Product: SPARC (osteonectin), cwcv and kazal like domains proteoglycan 3
Exons: 11
Coding region: 50-1285 (411 amino acids)
Molecular function (GO): calcium ion binding; protein binding
Source: RefSeq, a predicted model, not a curated record